Molecule: messenger RNA, 2780 nt
Organism: Lepus europaeus (European hare)
Lineage: Eukaryota; Metazoa; Chordata; Mammalia; Lagomorpha; Leporidae
Gene: KPTN
Product: kaptin, actin binding protein
Exons: 12
Coding region: 88-1395 (435 amino acids)
Biological process (GO): negative regulation of TORC1 signaling; cellular response to amino acid starvation; actin filament organization
Cellular component (GO): actin cytoskeleton; lamellipodium; KICSTOR complex
Molecular function (GO): actin filament binding
Source: RefSeq, a predicted model, not a curated record
GCCGCCGGCCGGUGACUCAGAUCGCUCCCGGCCCAGUGGGCCGGGUUGGGUAGGGCGGCCCGGGAAGCUGGGUGGCUGAGGGGCGUGAUGGGAGAGGCGGUCGUGGCCGCGGGGCCUUGCCCGCUGCGCGAGGACAGCUUCACGCGCUUCUCGUCGCAGAGCAACGUGUACGGGCUGGCAGGCGGCGCCGGUGGCCGCGGGGAGCUGCUGGCCGCCACCCUUAAAGGCAAGGUGCUGGGCUUCCGCUACCAAGACCUCCGACAGAAAAUCCGGCCGGUGGCCAAGGAGUUGCAGUUCAACUACAUCCCCGUGGACGCUGAGAUUGUCUCCAUCGACACCUUUAACAAGUCGCCCCCAAAGAGGGGCCUGGUUGUGGGCAUCACGUUCAUCAAGGACUCCGGGGACAAGGGCAGCCCCUUCCUCAACAUCUACUGCGACUACGAGCCUGGCUCUGAGUACAACCUGGACUCCAUCGCCCAGAGCUGCCUGAACUUGGAGCUCCAGUUCACGCCCUUCCAGCUGUGCCAUGCAGAGGUCCAGGUCGGGGGUCAGCUGGAGACCGUGUUUCUGCUGAGUGGGAACGACCCUGCCAUCCACCUCUACAAGGAGGACGAGGGGCUGCACCAGUUUGAGGAGCAGCCGGUGGAGAACCUGUUCCCAGAGCUCACAGACCUGCCCAGCAGCGUCCUCUGGCUGGACGUCCGCAGCCUCCCGGGCACGACCCGGCGCCUCUCGGCCCUCGGCUGUCAGAGCGGCUACGUCCGUGUCGCCCACGUGGACCAGCAGAGCCGAGAGGUGCUGCAGGUGUGGACGGUCCUGCAGGACGGCCCCGUGUCCCGAGUGAUCCUGUUCAGCCUCUCGGGCCCAGACGAGCCCGGGGACGGGCCGCAUCGGGAAGAGCACAGCUUGCUGGUGGCCAGCAUGUUGGAGCCGGCCGUGGUGUACCGGGACCUGCUGGGCCGGGGCCUCAGGGACCAGCUCCUCCUGCCUGGCAGCGACCAGUUUGACAGCGUCCUCUGCGGCCUGGUCACGGACGUGGACCUGGAUGGACGGCCGGAAGUGCUGGUGGCCACCUACGGACAGGAGCUGCUCUGCUACAAGUACGGGCCCCCCGAGGCCGGGCCCCCUGAGGCCGAGCCGGGGUUCCACCUGCUGUGGCAGCGGAGCUUCUGCAGCCCACUGCUGGCCAUGGCGCAUGUGGACCUCACCGGGGACGGGCUGCAGGAGCUGGCCGUGGUCUCCCUGAAGGGCGUGCACAUCCUGCAGCACAGCCUGGUCCAGGCCUCGGAGCUGGUGCUCACACGGCUUCGGCGUCAAGUAGAGCAGAGGAGACGGCGCUCACAAGGCCUGGGGGGCGGGGCGGCUCCGGGGCCUGCUGAGUCCCCAGCCCCCUGAGCAGCCAUACCCUCCCUCUUCGUGGGCCUGGGGCCAGUCAUGGGGAGCCCCCAGGAUAGAGGGGCCCCGGCCCUGGCGAGCCCCCUCCUUCCCGUGUGCCCCAGUGUCCCACUCGGCCCCCUCCCGUCCUGACGAGACUCAUCCAGCCAACAAGGAUUUCUGUGUUGGAGGAACAAGGCUGUCACAGGUGUCGUCAUCCUUUUGUUUGGCAGGCAUCCGCUGAGCACCUGCUGUGUGCUGGGCUCCGCGCUGUCCAGAAUCCAGGGAGGGGGCCUCGUGGGCCGGGGGAGCCGGGGCCAGGCCCAGAGGCAGGGCAGACAGGCUAAAGCGAAACCGCUGUGGAGCAAACAGUGUCAAAUGUAAGGCAGGGGUCUGAGGUUAGACCCCUGUGGGAAGCCCUGGGCUUAGACCAGUGAUGAGGCUGCACGGUCCACCCAGCACAGAAGUCUGAGGUUAGACCUUUGGAGAUGCUAUCUUUAGCCCUCUUCAAAGGUCUACACUGCAGCGGGAUCCAGAGGAAGGGCUGUGGGUGGCAAGAGCUGUGUGGAGGGUCUGAGGCUAGACUCCUUAUCAGUGAUGCUGAGGCGGGACCCCGACAGUUGCUGUGCGUGGGCCCUGUGCCAAGGUUAGACCCCAGCCAGGAGCCACUGCCUCACGUCCCACCGAGGCUACGGGUGCACAGAUGGAGCCCAGGCUGUUCCCUGCUGGAGGCCACUAAGGUUCCACCAGGGGCUGGGGGAGCCCAGGAGCCGCCUCUCACUGUGCUCCCUUCCUUGGAAUUGGGAGGAACGGGGUCCGGGCUGGGGCAAGGCGGGGCCACAGUCACCCUGGCCCCUCUCGCCCCAGUCACCCUGGCCCCUCUCGCCCCAGUCUGGGGAGCUAGGAGCCCACCAGCUCUCGGCCACCUGUCCCCAUCCCGUCCCAAGGAGCCAGGCCCAGGCCGGGGAGGCUACAGGAAGCUGGAUCCUCUCCCUGCCCUGGCAGCAGGCCUGAGGGCGCCCAGCCAGGGCCGGCAGUGGGCAGGAGCAGGGUCUCUUCCCACCUGCCGGGCUGCGUGGGCUGGGCUCACACUCCCGUCCCUGGGAGGGGAGGGAGUGAGGGGUGCCCUGGGGAAGCCAGCAGGUGUGCGUGCUCAUGUCUGCUUCAGGACCCCUGAGUGUGACCGCGGGACCGGCCUGGACCUUUGCAGUCUGCUUCCUGUCCCUGCCAGUCCCCAGCCUGGGGCACGAGUGGUGCCCCGAGUAGGGGUGCGGACCCUGGGGCAGCACUUCGCCCGCCCCCUCUACCCGGUGCCUCUGUUUGUCGGUAAAAAUGGAGCUAAGGGUAGCCUCUACCCCCCAGGGCUGGCAGGAGGGUUGAUUGUGUCUACAUGUGUCAGGCGCUUA